AUAUUGUUUUGUUGUUGUUAGGAUGCAGGGGGAAGUCAUCACAAAGUCUCUGUUUCUCCUGUCGUCCAUGUCCGAGGGCUGUGUGAAUCAGUUGUGGAAGCAGAUCUUGUGGAAGCUCUGGAAAAGUUUGGAACCAUAUGUUAUGUCAUGAUGAUGCCGUUUAAACGUCAGGCUCUGGUAGAGUUUGAAAAAGUAGAAAGUGCCAAGAAGUGCGUGACAUUUGCAGCAGAUGAACCUGUAUACAUUGCGGGGCAGCAAGCUUUUUUCAACUACUCGACAAGUAAAAGGAUUACUCGGCCGGGGAACACCGAUGACCCAUCUGGUGGAAAUAAAGUUCUCCUGUUGUCAAUCCAGAAUCCUCUCUACCCAAUUACAGUGGAUGUCUUGUAUACUGUGUGCAACCCUGUUGGAAAAGUUCAGCGCAUUGUUAUAUUCAAGAGGAAUGGAAUACAAGCUAUGGUUGAGUUUGAAUCAGUUUUUUGUGCCCAGAAGGCGAAGGCAGCACUCAAUGGAGCAGAUAUCUAUGCAGGAUGCUGUACACUAAAAAUUGAAUACGCAAGGCCAACUCGACUUAAUGUCAUUAGAAACGACAACGAUAGUUGGGACUACACUAAGCCGUAUCUGGGCCGACGAGGUAGGUUUUCCUAUGUUACUGCUGUAGAUGUAUGACUGUACUAAUAACAAUCCUUUAUACGUGGUCAGGCCGUAUCUCAAUAGUCAUUUCAAAGCAAGCCAGAGCUGCUGCUGUGUUCACAAGCCAACCUGUAACCCAGGAAAUUAACCCUGAGCCCUAGUGCCCCCUACUGCCGUGUGCUUGAGCCACUUAGUUCAACAAGGAGCCCACACCUGCAAGCACCUUCGCAGUUCUCAAGGACUUGCAUUUCUCCAAGCAGCUCUCUCUCUUUGGAGGAGAGGAAACCUGAUACAGACUAUUCCUUACAAACUACAAACUUGCACACUGCUUCUCCUUCGAAAGGACUCUUUUUCCCCUAUGUUGGACGAGGCAUUAAGAAGGAUAGAGGACUUCAGCAGGCUGACUCUACACUUCUUCAUGCACCACAUCGGCAUCAGCAAAGCCAAAACAAAAAACACCAAACCCUCUGAAAAACCUCAGACUUGCAAUUCACCUUGUCUGCAUACUGCAUGCACCACUACCACAAGUUUUUAAAAGGAGGACACUUUCAGUACUUCAGAUUUGUAUGGGAUGAAUAACACGAUAGACUGUACCCAUUCUGUUCAAGUUUGUAUGUAUGCUGGUCAUAUUUCCCUUAAAAUUAAAACUGAAAAGUUGAGACCCUCCAAAAUUAAGAACCUCUUUUGUUGAUAUCAUUGACAUUGUAAUCUUUUUAUUACUUGCUGUAUGUGAGAGUUGCAUUCAGUCUUAAUGAUGUAAAUAUUGUCUAGUAAUAGAGAAAUUUCAUCCUGAUCUAUAGAUAGUUGGAACUGAGUAGUGCAAUAUCAGAUAGGUCCCCUCAGUUAUAUUUAAGUAUUAAAACAGGGAGAUUCAUAAUUGAUACAGGCAUACUGUCUCUUCAGUAUUCAGCUGUAACAGUCUCCAAAGCUUGACUCCUGUCAGUGGGAAAUUAUGACUGCUUUUGUAAAGACAAACUACUGUAUAGCCUGACUCCUGUAAAGUGUUCACUUAAAACGAUAAUAAUGUGUAACAAUUGAGCGCAGUAUUCAGUAACUUAUGUACAAUAAUGCGUGCAAUGUAAAGUUAGAAAAGCAAAGAGAUGUCCAAGUCAGAGUACUUUUCAAAGGCUAUAUGAGAGCCUGGGCUUUGGCCAUCUCAAGAGACAUGCACUUUCAAAGUAAUUCUGCAAGACACCGGGUUUGUAAAACUGUUGUACCACUAAAAACACAGGGCUUGAAUUUUCAGAAUGAAGUUCUUGUAAAAAGUUAACAAGGGAGCUACAGUAUUGGUUGCAGCUUAUAGUUUAUGACUAUUUUUAUGAAGAUUUUUUUCUCAAAUUCCUAUGUUCAAAAAAGCAACUUAUCGAAGUAAAAAAACUUGAGGGCAAGAAAGAAAAAGGAUUGCAUAUGAAAAUUCUGAUGGAUUAAUUUGACCCUCUUAUCUUCCAAUCAUUGCGGUGAUUGGAGAGUAACUUGUAACAUGCUGCCCCUAAUUACAUUAGCUAAUUGGUCUGCAGAUUUGUAUGAACUGUUUCCCAAGCAAAAAACAGUGGAAAAUGAAAACAUUAAGAAAGAUAUAACUUGCUCUUUCUCAAGAACUCUCACUCUACUCUUUUGCUUUUCCUUUUUUGUUACUCUGAAUGCCUAUCUCUACAUCGCUCCACUGCACUUAAAAGGAAAAUGACUGGAUUUGUACUAUGCAGCAUGAGUUUUCAUUUACCAUAGUCCACAUCCACUUGUCUAGAAAAUGAGAAUAUGAAUUUUUGAACGAACACUGAAGGGAAAGUAGGCAGCUAGAUUAUGUCCAUGAAGUAAUCCAGGACUUGUUUUGAGAGAGUUCUGGUAUGUGUGCUUCUAUGUGCUCCCACAACAGCGUUUGGCUUUUGAACUUAAUCUGACUGAAACUGUAAGGGUCUGACACCAGCAAGGAAGAUUUUAGCCCUGGGGAAAUUGCAUUUUGAGGACACACGCUGCUAAUAAUAAGCCUUUCAGAACUUAAUUCCUCCCACUGAUCCUAGGACACAGAAAUGCAUUUAGCUAAUUAUUUUUUUAAAUAACUAUUUUAUUUGUGGUAACAAAUCAUUUACGUCCCCUGAGCAUUUCUUCACCAAAGUAAGCUUCUUAACAAGUACUUGAGGCUAUGAGCCCAUACUGCAUUAAAUUGAACUGUCAAAA
This is a messenger RNA of Meleagris gallopavo (turkey), 2808 nucleotides long. Lineage: Eukaryota; Metazoa; Chordata; Aves; Galliformes; Phasianidae. The record is from RefSeq and is a predicted model, not a curated record.